CAUCGAUUACGUGUGUUCAGCACGCCCACCGUCUAUGUGGAUCACCCUACGAGUCUUGCGCGGUACUUCUCCUGUGGUCUUUCAGGCAUGUAUUAUAUCUAACGAAGAAGAAUAUGACAUGAGCAUCAAGCUGAAUUGAGCGCCUUCUUCGUUAGGGAUGGUGCAUUUACAUCAACAUCAUCAAAAAAGCAAUUCAUUCUAGGUGACGCACCACCGAAGCGAGGGGCGCCCGAUGCUUUUCCUAUGCAGACGUUUUCAUUCCAUACGUGGCGCGCACGACACGACUCUGAGGGGAACGAGGUUCCCGACAGCCCAGC
Messenger RNA from Amoebophrya sp. A25, 317 nucleotides. The record is from the annotation of a GenBank genome assembly. Lineage: Eukaryota; Dinophyceae; Syndiniales; Amoebophryaceae.